AUGAUGUGCGAGGUGAUGCCCACCAUCAGCGAGGCCGAGGGUCCCGCGGGCGGCGGCGGCGGCGGCGGCGGCGGCGGCCGGGGCUCGGGGUCCCCCCCGCAGGACGCGGACUCGCACCUGGAGCAGCUGAUGGUGUCGAUGCUGGAGGAGCGCGAGCGGCUGCUGGACACGCUGCGGGACACGCAGGACGCGCUGGCGCUGGCGCAGGGCCGGGCGCAGGAGCUGGGCCGCGAGCGCGACUCUCUGCAGCGCCAGCUCAGCACCGCGCUGCCGCAGGAGUUCGCGGCGCUGACCAAGGAGCUGAGCGUGUGCCGGGAGCAGCUGCUGGAGCGCGAGGAGGAGAUCGCCGAGCUGAAGGCUGAGCGCAGCAACACCAGGCUGCUGCUGGAGCACCUGGAGUGCCUGGUGUCCCGCCACGAGCGCUCCCUGCGGAUGACGGUGGUCAAGCGGCAGACGCAGUCGCCCGCGGGCGUGUCGAGCGAGGUGGAGGUGCUGAAGGCGCUCAAGUCACUGUUCGAGCACCACAAGGCCCUGGACGAGAAGGUGAGGGAGCGGCUGCGCGUAGCCCUGGAGAGGUGCAGCCUGCUGGAGGAGGAGCUGGGGGCCACCCACAAGGAGCUGAUGGUCCUCAAAGAGCAGAAUAACCAGAAAAAGCCUCCGACGGACGGGCCGCUGGACGCAGGCCACGAGCACACCGGCACGCCUGCCCCAGACGGAAAGAGGGCCUCCGACGGCUCCCUCGGUCGCGAGGAGGACCUGGCCAAGGUCCUGGAGCUGCAGGAGGUCAUCGACGGGCAGGUGCGGGAGCAGAGCCAGAUGAAGGAGCGCCUGGCCGUCCUGUCCGGCCGCGUGGCCGAGCUGGAGGAGGACCUGGACACCGCCAGGAAAGACCUCAUCAGGUCUGAGGACGCCAACACCAGGCUGCAGCGGGACGUGCGGGAGGCCGUGGCCCAGAAGGAGGACAUGGAGGAGAGGAUCACCACCCUGGAGAAGCGCUACCUGGCCGCACAGCGCGAGGCCACCUCUGUGCACGACGCCAACGACAAGCUGGAGAGCGAGAUCGCCAACAGAGAUGCGGAGCUGCGGCAGACGGAGGACAGGAACCGGCAGCUGCAGGAGCGGCUGGAGCUGGCGGAGCAGAGGCUGCAGCAGACGCUGCGGAAGGCGGAGACGCUGCCCGAGGUGGAGGCCGAGCUGGCGCAGAGGGUGGCCGCGCUCUCUAAGGCUGAGGAGCGGCACGGCGACACUGAGGAGCAGCUGCGGCAGCUGGAGGCGCAGCUGGAGGAGAAGCACCAGGAGCUGCAACGGGCCCGGCAGAGGGAGAAGAUGAACGAGGAGCACAACAAGCGGCUGUCGGACACGGUGGACAGGCUGCUGUCCGAGUCCAGCGAGCGGCUGCAGCUGCACCUGAAGGAGAGGAUGGCCGCCCUGGAGGACAAGAACUCUCUGUUGCGGGAGGUGGAGAACACCAGGCAGCAGCUGGAGGCGACACGGCAGGACAAGGAGCAGCUUGUGCAGAGCCUCGAAGUCCUGCGGGCUGAGCUGGAUCAGAUGCGGCUCCGAGGCCCCGAGCUCCACCACGGCCGACCCCACCUGGGCAGCGUCCCCGACUUUAGGUUCCCCGUGGCCGACGGCCCUUCGGACUCCUUUGGCGGUGGGGUGCUGAGGCGUCCCCAGAAAGGCCGGCUGGCCGCACUGCGCGACGAACCCUGCAAGGUGCAGACGCUGGAUGAACAGGACUGGGAGCGUGCCCAGCAGGCCAGCGUGCUGGCCAACGUGGCCCAGGCGUUCGAGAGCGACGCGGACAUGUCGGACGAGGAUGAGCGGGCCGGCCUGCUGGGUCCGGCUGGGCUCCUGUCGCCCAGCGGGCAGGCCGACGCCCAGACGCUGGCGCUCAUGCUGCAGGAGCAGCUGGACGCCAUCAACAAGGAGAUCAGGCUGAUCCAGGAGGAGAAGGAGAACACGGAGCAGCGGGCGGAGGAGAUUGAGAGCCGCGUGGGCAGCGGCGGCCUGGACGGCCUCGGCCACUUCAGGUCCAUGAGCUCCAUCCCGCCCCACCCCGCCGCCGCCUCCUCUCCGCCCACCAGCGGCCGCUCCACGCCCCGCAGGAUCCCGCACAGCCCGGCCCGGGAGGUGGACAGGCUGGGGGUCAUGACGCUGCCUAGUGACUUAAGGAAGCACCGCAGAAAGCUGCCCGGGUCCCGCGAGGACACGCGAGACGACAAGACAACAAUCAGGUGCGAGACGUCGCCACCCCCGUCCCCACGGUCACCGCGGCUGCACAAGGGCGCUCCGCACACGGUCAGCCACGAGGACGUCCAGGACCUGAGGAACUCCACAGGCUCGCAGGACGGCCCGGUGAGCAACCCCAGCAGCAGCAGCAGCAGCCAGGACUCGCUGCACAAGGCGCCCCGCAGGAAGGGCCUCAAGUCCUCCAUCGGCCGGCUCUUCAGCAAGAAAGAGAAGGGCCGGCCUGGGCCCGCGGGCAGGGAGCCCCUCGGCCAAGCUGGCGCCUCCGAAGCAGAAGGCUCCGCGCAGGACGCCCCGGCCCUCGGCAAGCUGGGCGCGCAGGCCGAGAAGACGCGGAAGCUCCAGAAAAAACACGAGCUGCUGGAGGAGGCCCGCCGCCAAGGCCUGCCCUUCGCCCAGUGGGACGGGCCCACGGUGGUCGUGUGGCUGGAGCUCUGGGUGGGCAUGCCGGCCUGGUACGUGGCCGCCUGCCGGGCCAACGUCAAGAGUGGCGCCAUCAUGUCCGCGCUGUCGGACACGGAGAUCCAGCGCGAGAUCGGCAUCAGCAACCCGCUGCACCGGCUCAAGCUGCGGCUGGCCAUCCAGGAGAUCAUGUCGCUCACCAGCCCCUCCGCGCCGCCCACCUCCCGCACGAGCUCGGGAACCGUCUGGCUGACGCACGAGGAGAUGGAGACGCUCACGGCCGCGCCCCAGACGACAAGGAGCAAAGCCACUGGCGGCUCAGCCUCCGAGAGCGCCGCCCCUCACGCCCACUCUCGGCCGCAGACGCUGGCCUACGGGGACAUGAACCACGAGUGGGUCGGCAACGACUGGCUGCCCAGCCUGGGGCUGGCCCAGUACCGCAGCCACUUCAUGGAGUGCCUGGUGGACGCCCGCAUGCUGGACCACCUGACCAAGAAGGACCUGCGCGGCCAGCUCAAGAUGGUGGACAGCUUCCACCGAAACAGUUUCCAGUGCGGGAUCAUGUGCCUCCGAAGGCUCAACUACGACCGCAAAGAGCUGGAGAGGAAGCGAGAGGCGGAACAGGACGACAUCAAAGACGUGCUGGUGUGGAGCAACGAGCGCGUGAUGCGCUGGGUCCUGUCCAUCGGCCUCAAGGAGUACGCGGGCAACCUGGCCGAGAGCGGCGUGCACGGCGCCCUCAUCGCGCUGGACGAGACCUUCGACUUCCACGCGCUGGCCCUGCUGCUGCAGAUCCCCACGCAGAACACGCAGGCGCGUGCCGUCUUGGAAAGAGAGUUUAACCACCUUCUGGUCUCGGGCACCGACAGGAGGUUCGAGGAGGAUGACGACAAGGGCUUUCGGAGGGCGCCGUCCUGGAGGAAGAAGCUGAGGCCCAAGGACAUGCGGGGCCUGGCAGCCGGCUCAGCAGAGACCCUCCCCCCAAACUUCCGCGUCACCGCAUCUCUGCCCUCGCCCUCCACUCGGCCCAAGAAGGUGCAGCCGGACGGCGCUGUGGUGGGCGCGCAGAGGCUGGACGCGGCCGCGGUCAGGACAUACUCCUGCUGAAGCCGGACACCCGCACUACCUGUACAGGUGACCCUGCGCCCAGUGCACCCACGGCCCCGCGGACGGAUCCUCGUGACACGGACCUGAGAGAUUUUAUGACAGAGUUUUUAAUCAGUGAGAGAUCCACGAAUAUCAUAGAGAAAAUAUUUUAGAGCCUAACGUUUCUUAUAUUUAUGUGAACCUACCACUUGACUCCGGUGCCCUCCCUGCGCCCGCGUCCGCUCCGUGUCCAUGGCGACGGGUGGCGGGACCCGGCACGUGACGUGCAGAUGCUGAUCGCGGCCGGCAGGGGAGCCCCUCGGCCAGGUGCUGACUCCGGGGCACCCGCCCUCUCCUCCCCGGGAAGUGGGGUCCAGGCGCCCCCUGCAGACCCCCAGGACCAAGCGCGGAGCGCCUGUCGCUCAGUCCAGGCCUUACUUUUCUUACUUACGUGAGCUGUCUUUCUACGUGUCCGUACUCCUGUCUGAAGGCUGCGCCGACCGGCGUCCUUCUAGGUCCCGGCCUGGCGCCGCCCCUCGGCUCCCCUGGGGGGGGUGGCAGCAGGGGCGGCGGGUGUCACUGUCUGUCAGGUGUCUGGCGGGACCCACCCUCGUCCCUGUGUGACCACCCCACGUCACCUUUCUGUUUUUCUAUUAAUCUUUUUGUGAACUCGCAGAUUAUGUAACAAAGUAUGUACAGUCUACUUUUGAACUAUUUUUAUCACAGUAUUUAUUGCUUUCUUUCAAUAAAGGACUGAAGUCUU
Messenger RNA from Erinaceus europaeus (western European hedgehog), 4501 nucleotides. It is a transcript of the gene PPFIA1, whose product is annotated as PTPRF interacting protein alpha 1. Gene Ontology annotation, molecular function: protein binding. The record is from RefSeq and is a predicted model, not a curated record. The transcript has 29 exons. Lineage: Eukaryota; Metazoa; Chordata; Mammalia; Eulipotyphla; Erinaceidae. Gene Ontology annotation, biological process: synapse organization. Bases 1 to 3759 code for a protein of 1252 amino acids. Gene Ontology annotation, cellular component: presynaptic active zone.